AGCCAACCACGCUCGCACACCGCAGGUAUCCAACCACAUUGUCUUUGUGUUGCGUGCCCCGCCAAACCCCCGCAACUCUUUCCCCGAUCCGGCGGCGACCACUACCUCGUCGCCAGCCCCAGCGCCACCGCCGCGCCAUGGACCCGGAGGCGGUGCGGAGGACCCUCGAGCCCACCGCUUCCGCCGCGGACAUCUCGGGCUCCACCCCUUACGACUCCUUCGUCAUCAGCGGCGUCCGCCUCGAGGCCGCCGAGCACGGCCGCGUCCUCUGCUCCUUCGUCGUCACCCCCCGUAUCGCCAGCCCCCAAGGGUACCUUCUCAGCGGCGUCACGGCAACGCUCGCCGACCAGUUGGGCUCGGCCGUGUUCUUCUCCAGCGGGGUGGGCACGAGCGGGGUCUCCCUCGAGAUCAGCGUGUCCUACGUCGACACGGCCGCCGUCGGGGAAGAAAUAGAGGUUGAGGCAAAGCUAUUGCGUGCUGGAAAAUCAGUCGGUGUUGUCUCUGUUGAUUUCAGGAAGAAAAGGAGCGGCAAAUUGAUGGCUCAGGCGCGUCAUACAAAGUACCUUGCUGUUUCUAGCAGAUUGUGAGGAUUCCCUUCAGUUGUAAGAUAAAAACAUGGUUCUGUCCAGCUCUUCGCUGCCCUUUAUCGAUAGACAACAAUAGCAACACCAUGUAGUGCUACAUUGUUUAAGAAAGUCUGGUUAUGUCUAUCCGAAAUUCUGUAACUCA
Molecule: messenger RNA, 729 nt
Organism: Aegilops tauschii subsp. strangulata
Lineage: Eukaryota; Viridiplantae; Streptophyta; Magnoliopsida; Poales; Poaceae
Molecular function (GO): fatty acyl-CoA hydrolase activity
Source: RefSeq, a predicted model, not a curated record